UUCUGAUUGGAUUGAUUAUAUGUGGACUAUUGGUUAUCACAUUAACCGUGAUCGUCAUUGUGCAAGCUAUAUACAACAUGAAGACUAAUAAAAGAAUGCAAUGUCUUGCCGAUACUAUUAACAACUUGACAGGAAAUCCAGAUCCAGUUGCAACAACCAGCCGUUCAAAUUCAGCAUAUUCUACUUUAAAUCAAGAGCAAGCUUAUGAUUUACCUGAACGACAAUACGAUAAAAUUUCUGAUGCUUUUAAAAUGCAGAGGUCUGAGGCAAACAGUGACAGUUUGACAAGAAAUCCAGAGACUGUUGCAACAAGCAAUCCUUCAAAUUCAGCCUAUACCACUUUAAAUCAAGAGCAAGCUAAUGACCCUCAUGAGCAUUAUUACAAAGAACUUGCGAACAUAACGUUUCAAAGUACUUAGAUAUGGGGUAAUAGAUACAGUUAAACAUCUCUAAAUGCAAGUGAAAAACUUUUAAUUCAUGUUAGCAUACAUUAUAAUAAUUU
Molecule: messenger RNA, 502 nt
Organism: Saccostrea cuccullata (small rock oyster)
Lineage: Eukaryota; Metazoa; Mollusca; Bivalvia; Ostreida; Ostreidae
Exons: 3
Coding region: 78-419 (113 amino acids)
Source: RefSeq, a predicted model, not a curated record